GGAGCUUAUGUACUUCAGACUAAAUUCUAACACUCAAGAGAAAAUCCAACUCUUAGAAAGAAGACAAGAAAGAAAACAAGUAACUUUGGUCAUAUAUUUGGACAGAGGCUGCCCAGUUUGAGGAAGCCAAGUGCACAGCAUCAAGAUCUUCUCAGAUCAAAGACAAUCCAAAAGCCAGACUCACUUGAAGUCUACGAUGGACGGAACAUCACAGAUUGGAGACCAUUACCAUGUUAUCAAGAAGCUGGGCCAAGGUACCUUUAGUCAUGUCCUGAUGGCAAGAGAAUUAAUUUCAGGUCACUUGGUUGCCCUGAAGUUUGUGAGGAAAGACAGAACUCGUCAGACAACCUUCAUCCAUGAGUUAAACAUUUUAAUCGCCCUCUCAGAGUACCCAGGAAUAAUAAAGACCUAUCCCACCUACAUUGAGACAAUGGAUUACUUCAUUUUCACACAAGAGCUGGCACCGGCUGGGACACUUCAGUCCAUCAUUAAGGCAGAGGUUGGCAUUCCAGAGGAGGUGGUGAAGCGUUGUGCAGUGCAAAUCACGGCAGCGUUGGACUACAUGCAUGGCCGAGGACUGGUGCACAGAGACCUGAAGCCUGAUAAUGUUCUACUGAUGGAUAAAGAAUGUUACCACAUCAAGCUUUGCGACUUUGGUUUCACUCAGUUGGUGGGCUCACUAAUCCCUUCAAUGUCGCACAUUAUUCCAUAUAUGCCACCAGAACUUUGCAGCCUCAAGCCUAAACAACUACUGGUCUUGGAUCAAAGUAUGGACAUCUGGUCUCUUGGAAUUCUUCUGUUUGUGGCACUGACUGGAUAUUUCCCAUGGGAAGAGGCUGUUGGGCAUAACCACAAGUACCAAAUGUUUCUCCAUUGGCAGGAUAACAGAAAUUAUGUUCCGGCACCUCUAUUGUGGAAGGGCUUCACACAGAAGGCGCUGGUUAUGUUUCUCAAGCUGCUCUCGCAUAACCCCUCUUCUAGGAGCCCUCCUGAUACUGUCCUGAAGUUUCUUCAUUUACCCUGGACUGCUAAAGUCAGCAGUGAUAGUCUGGUUGUAGAGGGUGAUCUAAACAUUAUAAUCCUUGAUGACAAUGAUGAGCUGCAAGUCAUUGAGUACAUAAUACAAGAACAGGAACAAGUGUCUGCAGUUUGUUAUUGAUAAUGCAUGUACUGCAAUCAGAUUUGAGUUCAUCGGAUGGGCUGGACCUACCGGGAAUGAGUAUUAGGGAGCAGAGACGUUUGAAUGAAGUGAACUACUUCCAUAAGAACUUGUAAAAUCAAGCAGUAGAGUUUUGAGUUUGAGUGGGGAACAGAGUUUGUGUGUCUAAUUGACUGCAAAAAGAAAUGGUUGGGAACUGCUAUAAUUGAAAUCGUUCUAUAUGAAAAUAUGUGCACCAGGUGUGAUGCCUGGUCUUUUUUCCAGUAAAGGCAACUGCAGUUAGAGUCAUAAUAAGCACUACAUGCAAUAUGUUCUAUCUUAUUGGAGUUUUUAUUGAUUUUAUUCAUUGAUUUGGGGUGCUCAUGUAAAAAGACAUUUGCACUAAAAGUUAAUACUGAGUGCAGCGUUCAGUAAAUAUGAUACUGGGGAAUAUAUUAUAUUUUGUGUGUAUUUGUGUAUAAGAGAUCUAAAGCCUAAUAAUGAAUGUGACUAAAAAUACCAUAUUUUAUAUAGUGAACUUAUUGCACGAGGCUAAAGUUUGAGCUUGUCAAUAGCAGCAAUGAUCCAGGACUUCAAACUUGUCACAGGGGGUCACCAUCUUGGAAAGUGUCUG
Messenger RNA from Xenopus laevis (African clawed frog), 1772 nucleotides. It is a transcript of the gene sbk1l.S, whose product is annotated as SH3 domain binding kinase 1 like S homeolog. Bases 197 to 1159 code for a protein of 320 amino acids. Lineage: Eukaryota; Metazoa; Chordata; Amphibia; Anura; Pipidae. The transcript has 4 exons. The record is from RefSeq and is a predicted model, not a curated record. Gene Ontology annotation, molecular function: nucleotide binding; ATP binding; transferase activity.